AUGGGGCAUUUGGCCCAUUCAGCUGAUGUGAGGGUGACCCGUUUAGAGAGAUUUGUCCCCUUGAUGAUUGAGGUUGAUAUCUUAGCUACACUAACCCCCCUCAAUACUUCCAUUGACACUCUCACCACAAGAGUGGAGGCUUCUGAGAGCAUGCAUGGAGAGACCUUUGAGGUUACAGCUUUGAAAGCCGAAGUUGCAGAUUUGAGGAAGGACGUAGACUAUCUAAAGUCUACUGACUUCAAUUCUUUGCUGGAGGCUGUAGACAAUUUAGAUGCCCCUGAGACUUCAGAGAUUCCUCCGGCUACCACCAGAGAUGCACAUAAGGAUGAGGCAGCAGUUUAUGAGUCGGAUACUGAGACUAACGAGGAGCAGAUAGAGAUACGGGAUGAGAGAAUAUACAGAAACUUUCCAGAAAUUGAGAAGACGAUUAUGUAG
Messenger RNA from Solanum verrucosum, 435 nucleotides. RefSeq lists its product as uncharacterized. The record is from RefSeq and is a predicted model, not a curated record. Bases 1 to 435 code for a protein of 144 amino acids. The transcript has a single exon. NCBI's taxonomy places the organism in Eukaryota, Viridiplantae, Streptophyta, Magnoliopsida, Solanales, Solanaceae.